ACCACUCAGCCUCGCGUUACCGGGAACGCAACGCGACCUGCACACAACAAUCAGCCUUCCGUCCCCAUUGUUAACUCCACCUGCCCGACAAAACAAUCGUCAACACAAACAUCAAUAAAGAUAGUGUCAAUCGAUCGAGACAAUCACAACCUGCGGGUUCAUGCGCAGAGAUGGCGCCGCCAAGAUCGGUGGAGGCACCAGAAAUGGCCCCGGUGCACACAGUCGAUCGAACUCCUCAAUAUGAAGAGUUCAUGGCAAGGCUCAGAGAAUUCCAUGAGAAGCGUGGCACAAAUCUUGACCCCUUGCCAAAAUUGGGCCUCAAUCAUGUUGACCUCUUCAAGCUCUUCAACUACAUUGUUGAGCGUGGCGGCUACGACAAAGUUUCGGACGAGAAACUCGCCUGGCGAAGGAUGUGCGAGGGAUUGGGCCUGAUGACGACCAAUCCCCCGGCAGCUGCCUUUGGCCUCAAAUCCAUAUUCUACAAGAACCUUGCAGCAUUUGAAAUCAGGACUGUCCACAACAAAGAACCCCCGCCUCCGGAGAUCCUCGAACAUAUCACUGCUCGAGGUAGUGGCCUCCUUACGCGGACAUUGGAGACCUACAAGACGAACCGCCGAGACACAGCCCAUGAGCGCUCGGAUGGAGAUGAUGGUACACCUGUCAGGGAUCGGCGACCCGAGGAUAUUCCAGGCUCUGCUCGAGCCUCAAGAGGGCUCCGAGAGGCGCCUCCCCAGAGGGUCAUCUUCCAACCCGAUACUGCCCCUCCGAGACAGUCCCGGCAAGCUUCUGGCCAGCAUACCACCCCGGCUGCCCACACUUCCCACCCUUCACCUCAUACCCAACCCCAUUCCCAUUCCCACAACCUCAUCCAGCCUCCAAACAUGCAGGCUCUCCGUCUCCAAUCCCAGCGCGACAGUCCAACAGCUGCAUGGAGACCCGCCAAUCCCGAGCAGCAGCUGGGGGUUGUUCAUAGCUACCAACCCCAAGACCCCACUGGGACACCCGUGCGCGUCGUACCAACACCGAUGAAUGCCCCCGAGGAGUUUUCUCGCUCGCGGCGACUAGCUAGCAUGCAGGCUGUGGGGAGCAUGCAGGUUCGGCCCCCUGGAAGUAAGUUGAAUGCACAGAUGCUCCUCAAAGGACCGAACAUCUAUCUGCGCUGCGUAACAGCUCUUCGAAGCGGAAUCCGGUCGGAACAAACUUUCGGUCUCCACCAUCUGGUCAAAAUAUCCUUUGAGCGCGGGGAAAAGUUCCGUUUUGAGCAAUUCCCUGGUCUUGUUGACGGAUUGGCUGAGAAGGCUCUUGAAGUUGGAAACCUAUUCUACCAUGUGAACUGGACAAUAACCUUCGACCAUGACCAGGAGGGCGGUCCCAUUGGAGAGCUAGACGGGAGCGAAGGGACACCGGAUAUCCUCGAGAGGAUUGCGAAACUGACGCCCAAGGACGUCCAAGAUAGCAUUCGCCCGGCGGAAUUCUCGGACCAGCUGGUGCUGAUUACUGAGGCCAUGCUCACAAUCCGCAACAUGGCCAUGCUCUACGACAACGCCUCCUAUCUCUCGGAAUACCCUGUUCUCAAGGAUCUGCUCUGCAUCAUCCUACAUCUUCCGAAGAAGGAGGUGGUGGUGGAACUGAAGCAUUUCGCCCUCGACAUCGCCGAACAAGUCACACCAUGCCUCAUUUUGGAAUCGGAUGAUCCUCUCUACAAGACAUUGCUGGCCCAACUCGACUCAGAUGAUCGAGGCUGCAUCCUCACUGCUCUACGAGCCAUCGGCCGCGUCUCGAUGAACCUGGCCCAGACAAACAAGUUGGGUGGAGUGCCUGCUUCUGUCCUUGAAAACGUCAUGAACUGGCUCCUGCUCAACGAUGACGAGCUGCUGGAUGCCUGCCUUGAUUUCCUCUACCAGUACACAGCAGUUGUCACCAAUGUCGAUAGUCUCCUGAAGGCCGUCAAAGUGGAGCACCUGGUCACCCACCUAGUCCGACUUCUCUCGCAUGGUGCAAAGCGCGAGAGCAAGGAACUCGUCAUCGAGCCGGAGCAUAAAACUCCUGGAGGCGAGUUUAUCGUUGAGAUCCCCAGAGAUCUCUUUGAGCGGCUUCUUGCAGCAGAGGAACCGGAGCGGUGCUAUCAGUGGUUGCGGUGUUUGUUCGAGGAAGAUCCGGAAUCUCAAAUCACCCAGAUCGCCGUCUGGCAGGCAUAUACCAAUUCUUUCCUGGAGCCGCUCAAGAAGAGCGGACGGAGCCUGAUCAAUGCCGCCGAGUUCAUCCGCAACAUCAGCCAGGUGUACCAGAGCGCGGGGGCUCAGAUAGUGCGCGACCACGGCCCUAUGGGCGAGGUUAAUCGCUUUAUCAUCAAGGGAAUCCGACCACGCUCGCGACCGAUCAGCCCCGACGGCCGGGAAUACUUCCGUUGCCUGUGGGCACGCAAUGAACCCAAGCCCGGUGAACCAGUCAAGUGCGGCGUCUGGUUUGCCAGUGCCAAGCCGAUGUAUUAUCAUAUCAUCGAGCACCACCUUGGCAAGGAACUGCGCGACAGUGAAGACGGCAGCAACAAGGAGGUCAGCAACAAGGACGAUGGGGUCGCGCGCUCAUGCGUGUGGGGUGGUUGCAGGAAGUAUCCGCAGCCCAUUAAGCUUCCCUUCAUCACCUUCAUGGCCCAUGUGAAAACACAUCUAGUCAUAGAGGAGCGCAAGUACAACGCCCCACAGCACACCGACAUUUCGCAGACACCCGGUGGUUCGAUCAUCAGCAGCAACAAGCGUCCUAAACCGCCGUAUGUCCGUCCGGCAAGGAUCAUCAACCUGACCUACCAGGAGACUGUCACCGUCCGCGACGAGCGCAACCCGAACGCGCUCCCCCAGGCAGCCGGAAUCCCGCUGAGCGCAAUCCUCGUUCUCCGGAACAUUGCUCGCAACGUUGUCAAGACCGAGGCCGAGGAAGAGCUACUCAAGCUCCAAGAGAAUAAGGGUGAGGGUGAGAAUGGGGGCUGGAACGAACGACUCUUCCGGCCCAUGUUGCCACGCCUCUAUGAAAUCAUGGCGGAGAACAAGAGUCUUGCGCCGCAUAUUGCAAGCCUGUUGCAGCUGCUCGAGUUUUGA
This is a messenger RNA of Phialemonium atrogriseum, 3095 nucleotides long. RefSeq lists its product as uncharacterized. The transcript has 2 exons. Gene Ontology annotation, molecular function: DNA binding. Bases 171 to 3095 code for a protein of 974 amino acids. The record is from RefSeq and is a predicted model, not a curated record. Gene Ontology annotation, biological process: regulation of DNA-templated transcription. NCBI's taxonomy places the organism in Eukaryota, Fungi, Ascomycota, Sordariomycetes, Cephalothecales, Cephalothecaceae.